Molecule: messenger RNA, 5436 nt
Organism: Malus domestica (apple)
Lineage: Eukaryota; Viridiplantae; Streptophyta; Magnoliopsida; Rosales; Rosaceae
Product: disease resistance protein RGA2-like
Biological process (GO): defense response to fungus
Molecular function (GO): ADP binding
Source: RefSeq, a predicted model, not a curated record
CCUCCAUUGCCCUUGUACUGUAAUUUGUAUCCAAGAGAGAAAUUAAACACUGUGAUUAGCUGAGUUGCAGGGAAUUGAAGGAAUGGCAGCUGAAGUUGUGCUUACUUUUGCUGCGGAGGGAAUACUGAAGAAGGUGCUUUCACUUGCUCAGAAAGAAUUCAAAUUUGCAUGGGGUUUCAAAGCUGAACUCGAAAAGCUUAAAGAGUCAUUCACUAAAAUUGAACUUUUGUUGAAUAGUGUUGCCGACAAACCACAAGAUCCGCCAAUAGAGGCAUGGGUGAAGAAACUCAAAGACGUGGCUCAUGAUGCUGAGGAUGUCUUGGAUGAACUCGAGUACGAAGGUUAUCGGCGUAAAGUCGAAAUCCAAAACCAUAUGAAGAAAAAGGUUCUUAACUUCUUUUCACUCUCCAAUCCACUUGCAUUUCGUCUUCAAAUGGCGCCUAAAUUUCAGAAGAUCAAUGCAUCCUUGGUGGAUCUCAAGAGUGAAGCAUCUCUUCUUGGACUAGUUUCCAAGAAUAAAGAUGCAACCUCUCAGGGGAUUAGAUGGGACAGACAAACCAACUCACUCAUUGGCAAAGAUGAAAAAACUUUUGGAAGGGGGAAGGCUGUGUCAAAUAUAGUCACAAACUUGACCAACUCCAAAAACAACCAAGAAAAUCUUGCGGUUAUGGCCAUUGUGGGAAUGGGAGGCCUCGGAAAAACAACUUUGGCCAAGUCAGUAUACAACGAGGAUUCGAUACACAAAUUUUUUGAAAAGAGAAUAUGGGUUUGUGUAUCCAACACUUUCGACGUCACUCUCAUUCUUCAUCGGAUGUUAGAAUCUCUUACCUUGACAAAUGCCUCUUCAAAAGAUAAUCAGGAUGCAAUUCUUAAAAAACUGCAAGAAGAGUUGAAAGAUAAAAGAUACUUGCUCGUACUUGAUGACGUUUGGAAUGAAGAUGCCAGAAAUUGGGAGUAUUUGAUGGAAUGUUUGUCAAAGCUUAAUUCUGCUGGAGGAUCUAAAAUUAUUGUCACUACUCGAAGUGGCAAAGUUGCAUCAAUCUCAGAAAAGCUACUUCCGCGACAUGAAUUGGGAAAACUUUCUGUGGAUGAAUGUUGGUCCAUCAUGAAAGAUAGAGCUUUUCCCGAUAGUAGUGCCCUUGAGUUCGAUAGCAGUGCUCCUGAGUUCGAGGCAAUUGGAAAAGAGAUUGCUAAAAAUUGUGGUGGUAUUCCAUUAAUGGCAAAGGUUUUGGGAGGCAUUUUGCACAAUAAAAAGAGUACUCAAGAAUGGUCGUCAUUUAAAAACAGUAGAAUAUGGAACAACCAUUCAAAAGAAGAAGAUAGAAUUAUGUCAAUUCUGAGGUUGAGUUUUGACAACUUAGAAUCACCAUCAUUGAAGCAAUGUUUUGCAUAUUGCUCAAUGUUCGAGAAAGAUGCUGAAAUUCAAAGAGACAACUUGAUUCAACUUUGGAUGGCUCAAGGAUUACUCCGUUCUUCACUCGGUGGAAGUAAAGAUAUGGAGGACAUUGGCAAUGAAUAUUUUGAUAUUCUAUUGCAGAGCUCCUUAUUUCAAGAUGCUACAAUUAGUGACAAUGGCAUAGUUAGUGAAUGCAAGAUGCAUGAUCUUGUGCACGAUCUUGCGGAACAUCUAUCUGAAUCUGAAGGCUUGACGAGAGAUUUAUGUGGCGUAGAUAAUACACAUGAGAUUCGACAUGUUGCUCGGGCUUCUACUUCUACACUGGAAAAAAUUCCAGAAAGAAGUGCUAGGAAAUUGUGGUCACUAUUUUCCGAUAACGGUGAAGUUCCUACUAACAUUCUUCCACGGUUCAAAGCUUUACGAGUCUUGAAUUUAAGUAAAGCUAAUAUUGAAGAAUUUCCAGUUUUGGUUGGAAGGUUGAAACACUUGAGGUAUCUUGACAUUUCUGGUACAAGAUUCAAAGCACUCCCCAAAUCUAUAGGCAAGCUCUAUAACCUUCAGACAUUAAGAGCAAAGAAUUGUACCCUUAAGGAGUUUCCAAAAGAACUGCAAAACUUGAUCAACCUGAGACAUAUUUAUUUUGAUUGGAAUAUCAAAUUCCCACAAGGGAUAGGGCGGCUGACUUGCCUUCGAACAUUACCUUACUUUUCAGUGGGUAAUGAGAUUGGUCGCCGAAUUGAAGAGUUGGCUGGCUUGAAACAAUUGAAGGGUGAAUUAAUUGUUUCUAAUUUGCAGCUUGUAAAGAAUGGAGAAGAAGCAAAGAAAGCAAAGUUAGAGGAUAAGACGAAAAUACGCCAUUUAAGCUUCAAUUGGACAGAAGAUAGGUCAACAACAGACAACAACGAGGACGAAGAUGUCCUAGAAGGCCUCCGACCACAUCUUGAGUUGGAGAGCUUAAGUAUUGCAAACUUCAUGGGCAACAAGUUUCCAACGUGGAUGAUGAGUGGGUCAUUAAUGCCCAACAAAUUGAAGAAGAUUGAGUUACUUGGAUGCGACAAAUGUGAAGGAGUGCCGCCGCUCGGUCAUCUACCCAGUCUUACGGAGCUUAAGAUUAGAGGAAUGGCUAACUUGAAAUGUGUUGGUGCUGAGUUCUAUGGUUAUGAUCUUGUCCACAAUGUAGCCACGACAAGUAAGGAGGUAAUUACUUUAUUUCCAGCGCUAAAAGUAUUAUAUAUUUCUAAGUGUGGUGAUCUAAAUGAAUGGAAGCAAGCACCGACAACGUCAAGAAAAAAAGUUGUGGUUUUUCCUAGUCUCGAGAUGUUGACCAUUGAAGAUUGUUCCAAAUUAAGAAAUGCUCCGAGUCAUUUUCCAUUUCUCCAAAAGUUGGAGAUGUCUUCUUGUGAUAGCAGAACGCCAAUAGAAGAAAUAAGCAGUGGAUUAACAACUCUCACUUUCCUCAAAAUAAAAGGUAUUAAGGAGCUUACUUGUUUGCCGCAAGGGAUUUUGAAGAAGAAUAAUAAACUCUCAUCUUUGGAUAUAAGUGAUUGCAAUGAUUUAACUUGUAUUACCCAAGAUGUAGUCGGUUCUUGCAGUUCUCUUGAAAGAUUGUGUAUUUGGAGUUGCAAAAAGCUGAGGUAUUUGCCAAAUGGGCUAGACACGCUCCCGCUCCUUGAGGUAUUGGAAAUAUCAGAAUGUCCUAGUCUAGAGUUUAUUCCAAUUACACAGAGCAUGGCAUCUCUACAAGAAAUAAAAAUUGUAGAUUGUGGACGAUUGUCACGCUUGCCGAGUGGGUUGAAGAACUGCACCUCUCUCCAGAAACUGAGUAUACAGAAAUGCAAUGGAUUAUCAGGCCCAUUGAGUUUAUGGGCCUCUCUCGUGGAAUUGAGUAUAUGGAGUUGCGAUAAUCUGACAUCAAUUGAAAUGAAAGGCAGCAUGUCCCUCACCGCCUCUCUUCAGAAAUUGACGAUUUGGGAUUGCCGUGAAUUGACAAGCUUACCUGCUCUUCCACAACAAUGUCCCUCUCUUCAAGAAUUGAUGAUAAAUGAUUGCCCAAAGCUAUCAUGGUUUGGUGUCAAAAGUAGGAGAGUUGAGGAGGAGUGCAUUAGUCUUGGACAACUGUGGAUAUGGAGUUGCCCAAAGCUAGCGUCCUUUUGUGCCCAAAAUAGCAGAAUUGACGAGGAGUGCAUUAGUCUACAAUCUACUUCAGACUUGCGCACCAUGACCUCCCUUCGACAACUAGAGAUUUCCUAUUGUGAAAGAUUAGAAAGUUGGGUGAGCAGCCUGCAAUUCCCACUCUCUCUUGAGACGCUGUCAAUAGUCAAAAUCCCUAAUUUACAGAUUCUUCCAAGUUUAGACCACCUUAAUUCUCUCAGGUAUUUGGAAAUCGGUGGGUUCUGGGAGGAGCUCGAUUCCUUCCCUGAUUUUCAAGUUGGAUCAUUAAUGCAUCUUGAAUGUUUAAGGUUGUCUGGUUGGCCUAAGCUCAAGUCUCUGCCUCAACAAAUUCAACACCUCACUUCUCUAUCAUAUUUGAUUAUAGUUAACUUUGAGGGAGUGGAGACUUUGCCAGAAUGGUUGGGUAGCCUUACAUCCCUUACGGACCUUCUCAUUUUUCAUUGCAAGAAUCUGAUGAAUUUACCAAGUGUCCAAGCUAUGCAACGCCUCACCAAAUUACAAAUUCUCCGUAUAGUUAGAUGUCAUCCCCUUUUAGUGGAAAGAUGCAGGAGGGGCAGCGGCACAGAUUGGCCUAAGAUUUCCCACAUUCCAGAUAUCAUGAUCGGAAACUUCUGAGACAACAGUUGGAUUGAAGCUAUGUAACGCCUUGCGAUACUUCAACAAAUGUGUAUUGGGAAAACCAAAUUUCAUGGUGUGCAAGGCCACACUUCUCCGAGAUUACUUGUAUUCCAGUUUUGUGUACAAACGACUCCAAAUGGCUCAAACUUUCGCAUUGAAAUCAAGUCAUGUAAAAGAAUCUUCAAUUACUCGAGAUAAUUUUCAAGCCUGCAAUUCCCACUCUCUCUUGAGACGCUGACAAUAAGAAACAUCCCGAAUUUAGAGUCUUCCAAGUUUAGACAGCCUCCAUUCUCUCUGUCAUUUGGAAAUCGGUGGCUUCUGGGAGGAGCUUGAUUCCUUUCUUGAUUUUCAUGUUGGAUCAUUAAUGCAUCUGACAAGGUUAGCCUUGUAUGGUUGGCCUAAGCUCAAGUCUCUGCCUCAACAAAUUCAACACCUCACUUCUAACAUUUUUGGAGAUAUAUUAAUUUGAUAGAGUGGAGACAUUACCAGAAUGGUUGGGUAACCUUACCUACCUUACAGAGCUGGACAUUCAAGAUUGCAAGAAUUUGAUGAAUUUACCUAGUGUCCAAGCUAUGCAACGCCUCACCAACUUACAUACUCUGACUAUUUAUGAAUGUCAUCCCCUUCUAAAGCAAAGAUGCAUCAGGGACAGCGGCAUAGAUUGACCUAAGAUUCUCACAUUCCACUUAUCCCAAGUAUGUUUUAAAAUUAUUGAAGUCAAAUUACAAAGCUCACGUUAUAGGUUUAUAUCUUUUGUUCUUUUAUUCUGUGUCUUCACUAUUACUACACAAAAAUUCAAAGUACGUGGUAUAACAGAAUUUGUUUAUCCUUCUCCUUUUUAAGUCACACAGCAGUUGAAUCGAUGGUAGGCAGCACCUUACCAAAUUUCAUGGUGUGCAAGGCCACAGUUCUCCAAGAUUACUACCAUUCCAGUUGUAUGUACAAAUGACUCCACAUGGCUCCAACUUCUGCAUUGAAAUUGAUCGAGUGGCACGCUCGGUAUGUGUCAACUCGAGAAACCAUGCAAGUAGCUUUGAUCCAAUAUCACUUCAACUCCGCAUGUUGAUUAAACAGUGGAUAAGUAGCUUUUAUGUUGUGCUUAAGUGUUAGGCCCAUUAUGAUAUGACGGUGGGAGAUUUAAGAGCCCUUGAUUUUUGGGUCUCACUAAGACCUCUAUAAAGGGGUCGAAUACCCUAAACAAUCGAAUCCACGAGACAAAAACUACAUCACACCAUUUUAGAUAUGUCUUG